Erinaceus europaeus (western European hedgehog) is the source of this 4053-nucleotide messenger RNA. It is a transcript of the gene DHX33, whose product is annotated as DEAH-box helicase 33. Gene Ontology annotation, cellular component: intracellular anatomical structure; nucleolus. Gene Ontology annotation, biological process: positive regulation of transcription by RNA polymerase I. Gene Ontology annotation, molecular function: RNA binding; ATP binding. The record is from RefSeq and is a predicted model, not a curated record. Bases 135 to 2240 code for a protein of 701 amino acids. Lineage: Eukaryota; Metazoa; Chordata; Mammalia; Eulipotyphla; Erinaceidae. The transcript is spliced from 12 exons.
GCAGUGAGGUCAUCGGUGGUCGCCGCGGGUCGGAACUGACAGCACGUGUGGGAAAGGGGCGGUGCUGUGCUGAGUGCUCCCGGGAGCGGCUGCAGCUGCUGCCCUGUAGCCCGUGGUUAAGGUGUCCUCACGACAUGCCCGAGGAGGCGGGUUUCCCGCAUGCCAAGCGAUUCCGGCCCGGCUCUGGGCCCCUGAGCCGCUCCGGGUCCUGUCCUCCCGGGGGGCGAGUGGUGAUGCUGACCGCGGACGGCGGGGGCGGCCGGCGGCAGCAGCCCCCCCUGGCCCAGCCCUCCGCCAGUCUCUACCCCGAGGCGGUGGAGCUGCAGCGCCGGAGCCUCCCCAUCUUCCAGGCCCGGGGGCAGCUGUUGGCCCAGCUCCGAAGCCUGGACAGCGCGGUCCUCAUCGGGGAAACUGGCUCUGGGAAGACGACUCAGAUUCCUCAGUACCUCUAUGAGGGGGGCAUUGGCCGCCAGGGCAUCAUUGCAGUGACCCAGCCUCGUCGAGUGGCUGCCAUUUCACUUGCGACUAGAGUCUCAGAUGAAAAAAGAACUGAAGUCGGGAAGCUGGUUGGCUAUACAGUACGCUUUGAUGAUGUCACCUCAGAGGAUACCAGGAUCAAGUUCCUGACAGAUGGCAUGCUUCUGCGUGAAGCAAUUUCGGAUUCCUUGCUUCGGAAGUACAGCUGUGUCAUUUUGGACGAAGCCCACGAGCGAACUAUCCACACCGAUGUGCUGUUUGGGGUGGUGAAAGCUGCACAGAAAAGGCGGAAGGAACUGGGAAAGUUGCCUCUCAAAGUGAUCGUGAUGUCAGCUACGAUGGAUGUGGACCUCUUCUCUCAGUAUUUCAAUGGAGCCCCUGUUCUCUACUUGGAGGGCCGGCAGCAUCCAAUCCAGAUUUUUUACACCAAGCAGCCUCAGCAUGAUUACCUGCAUGCUGCACUUGUCUCAGUCUUCCAGAUCCAUCAGGAAGCCCCUUCUUCUCAGGAUAUCUUGGUAUUCCUCACUGGUCAGGAGGAGAUCGAAGCAAUGAGCAAGACCUGCCGAGAUAUUGCAAAGCACCUUCCAGAUGGCUGCCCCUCCAUGCUGGUCCUCCCUCUGUAUGCAUCUCUGCCCUAUGCACAGCAGCUCCGAGUCUUCCAGGGGGCCCCCAAGGGCUACCGAAAAGUGAUCAUUUCAACCAACAUCGCUGAAACCUCCAUAACCAUCACAGGAAUAAAAUAUGUGGUUGACACGGGCAUGGUUAAAGCAAAGAAGUAUAACCCUGACAGUGGCCUGGAGGUGUUAGCUGUGCAACGGGUGUCAAAGACUCAGGCCUGGCAGCGGACUGGCCGGGCUGGCAGAGAGGAGAGUGGCAUCUGUUACCGGCUCUAUACAGAGGAUGAAUUUGAGAAGUUUGAGAAGAUGACCAUACCAGAGAUCCAAAGGUGUAACCUGGCAGGUGUGCUGUUGCAACUCCUAGCAAUGAAAGUUCCAAAUGUGCUCACCUUUGACUUCAUGUCUAAACCGUCUCCAGAUCACGUACAGGCAGCCAUUGCUCAGCUGGACCUUUUAGGUGCUCUUGAACAUAAGGACGAGCAGCUCACCCUGACUCCAGUUGGAAGAAAGAUGGCAGCUUUCCCCUUAGAACCCAAAUUUGCCAAAACCAUACUCCUGUCCCCCAAAUUCCACUGUACGGAGGAGAUACUGACCAUUGUCUCCCUGCUGUCGGUGGACAGUGUUCUCUAUAACCCUCCCUCCCGGCGGGAUGAAGUGCAGAGUGUGCGGAAGAAAUUCAUCUCCAGCGAGGGGGACCACAUCACCCUGCUCAACAUCUACCGGACCUUCAAAAAUGUAGGCGGGAAUAAAGAUUGGUGCAAAGAGAAUUUUGUGAACAGCAAGAAUAUGAUGCUGGUAGCUGAAGUCAGAGCACAGCUCAGGGAUAUCUGUUUAAAGAUGUCCAUGCCGAUCAUGUCAUCCCGAGGAGACACAGAGAACAUCCGCCGCUGCCUGGCUCACAGCCUCUUCAUGAGCACUGCUGAGCUUCAGCCAGAUGGCACCUACGCUACCACGGACACCCACCAGCCAGUGGCCAUCCACCCCUCGUCUGUCCUCUUCCACUGCAAGCCUGCCUGCCUUGUGUACACGGAGCUGCUCCACACAAACAAGUGCUACAUGCGAGACCUCUGCGUCGUGGACGCCGACUGGCUGUACGAGGCAGCCCCUGAGUACUUUAGGAGGAAGCUAAGGACCUCCAGGAGCUGAUCCAUCCCACGACACUGCCGAAAUGCUAGUGCCUGGACACUAGGACCACAGCUGUCCUCUGUCCUCAUAGCAGACUUCCAGGUUGGCAUCUACAGAAGCAGCAAGUUUCAGUAGAACAUGCAUGAGUCCCAGGAGCUUGAAAGCACUCUUUGUUUGAACUGCUAAGACUAAACCAUAUAGACUUAACCUAUCACUCCUAUCUUAGAAACUCAAAAUUAGGCUUUUGGUUUUUGCUACAUGGUUUAGGUGACUUAAUUAUGAACUUCCAAGUCUCAUUUUCCAUAUGACAAAUGGGGGUAAUAGUACUUUAUAAGAUUAGGGUCACAAAGUGUAGAGAAACUUACUAGAAAGCACCCAGCUCGGUCUUCUGGCCCGUGAUAAAGGUACAGUGAGCUGCACAGCACUUUGCUUGAUGCUGUUGCCGGUCUGUGUGGUAUCUAUUGAAUAUCUAUAGCAAGUUGCCCUGAGUUUUUGUGAAUGAUGGGUAUUUAAAAAAAAAAAAAAAAAAAGAUCAUAGGAAGUCACAGAGCUCAGGGGUUGUCUUUGUAUCUAUUUUAAUGCUUACCAGUAUGAACUUUUUAAACAGAAAACAUAAGAAAUUAACUUUGAGUAUGCUUUGGGAGGGAGGUGCUGCUGUCUCUUACCUCAUGGGCUGGCUUGGCUGCCCCUCCUGGACCUCAGUCCACAGGAUGUGGACAUUUUUUUGCUGCUUCCAAGCACAGAGCAAUAAAGGAGUACUCUCAGGUGAUCGGGCUGUGUCUCCAUCCCUUGCUGCCUCUGCAGCACGUUUACCUACCUGUGUUUUCAGGAACCUAACAAGCAUAUUUUUCUUUGUAACGUAAGGAUGGAUUCCAUGCUAUACUUCUUCCAUUAACCUCCUUCUGGCCAGAAGCACUGGCCAGACAGCUGGUGGAAGUAGAUGGUAGGGAGAAGAAGGUUGUCAGUGAAACCCAGACAGCAUGGACUCAUCCACUCACCGUGGUUGUAUUCUUGUUUUGUAUUUCUUUUCUCUGAUCGUAUUUUAUUCUUCUGAGGAACGUAGGGUCAAGCUGAGUUUACUACUUCCUACCUGUGCCACUCACUUCUCUUCACACCUUACUUUCCACCUCUGUCAGAGAGGACGAGCAGCUCCAUAGUCUCUUCUUAUCUUCAAAUUUUGAAAAGGAAAUGGAGGGGGGAAUAAAAACCUUGCCCAUUUAAUUAUCAAAAAUCUUUUUUUUUCUUUCUAGAAGCCAAGAUUUUUAUUGUGCUUAAUUUGAUUAAACACAUGUGUGCAGUAUUUUGGUCAUGACUUAAAAAUCAAGGAUACAAUUUGUGCAGGAAGAAUGGAAGGGGGACAAAGUGCCCAGAGACUUCAAGGGUGAUCUGGGUGGUGGCAUAGUGGAUAAAGCAUUGGAUUCUCAAGCAUGAGGUCCCAAGUUUGAUCAUUGCAUAUGACAAAGUGAUCAAUGCUCUAAUGGACUCUCUCAAUCUCUCUCUCUAUUUCUCUCCUCCUCUCUAAUAAGUAAAUCUUUUUUUUUAUUGUUGUAUGUAUUGUUAUCGAUGUUGUCGUUGGGUAGGACAGAGAGAAAUGGAGAGAGGAGGGGAAGACAGAGGGGGAGAGAAAAAUAAACACCUGCAGACCUGCUUCAACGCCUGUGAAGUGACUCUGCUGCUGAUGGGGAGGUGGGGUGCCAGGGGCUCGAACCGGGAUCCUUAUGCCAGUCCUUGUGCUUUGCACCACAUGCACUUAACCCAUCUGCACUACUGCCUGACUCCCCUAGUAAGUAAAUCUUAAAUAAAAUUAAUGGUUAUACAAAGUUUGCUGAACUUU